AGACUAAUGAGUGGGCAGACGAUAAAAACACACAGUGAGAGGAGGAGGCUGCUUCACAUGCGACGACGGAGACAUAUUAACGUUAUGUAGUUUAUUUAACGUCCGUUAACGUCAACGUUACACCGGGGCCGGAGACGGAGACGACCGUUGACGUUAAAUAUUUGAAGUUAGCUCGGGGUGGCUAAAGUUGAGCUGUGGACCCGCAGAAGUUGAAAACAUGCUCCACUCGGGGACCCCGCGUCUCUCCGCAUCCUUCCCGCAGGAGGACAGGCACCGCAAGAGUAUCUGCGUGUACGACUGCCGCUCCCCGAACCGGAGGACUGUCCCGGAGAAGUGGUUGGACACAACCGGUCUGGACUUCAACGACUUUCUGCAAGUUGUGCAAAAGGAAUUUGCCAUCAGAUCACAUGAAACGUUUGUGUUGACCACAACUGACAGGACAGUCCUGGAUUAUGACAAAUUUGAGGAGCUUCAGGAUCGCAGCACCGUGCACAUGCUGCAACAGGAGGACCAGGCUCUGUCGGUGGCAACGAAGGAGCACAUCACCUUUACGCCUCAUCAUAAUACGUUGACUGGGAGCGGCAUGUACGAGUACUACGCUAGCGAGGGCCAGAAACCAUUGUCUUACGCACUUGCUGAGCUGGUUGACAACGCGCUGUCAGCCACAGCUAAAAACCCAGGAAUGAGGACAAUAGAGAUACGCAUGCUGUUUGAUGAAACUCUUGGGAAACCUGCAGUGAUUAUUUUAGAUAAUGGGUGCGGUAUGACCUCUAAGCAGCUCAAUAACUGGGCAGUGUACAGACUCUCUAAGUUCACCAGGGCGAACAACAAAUUUGAAAGUCAGGAAGAGGGAUACGUUCGUCCUGAUCCUGUCCCUCGUAGUCUCAACAGUGAUAUAUCCUACUUUGGAGCUGGAGGAAAACAGGCUGUUUUCUACAUCGGAGACACAACCAGGAUGAUCAGCAAACCAGUCAACUCCCAGGAUGUUCAUGAACUGGUUCUGUCAAAAGAGGAAUUUGAGAGGAAAGAGAAGAACAGAGAAGAAGUUUACACCGGGACCAUCAUAAACAGGAAGCCUGGUGACUCUUCACAUGUGAAUGGAAACGAUGAGCGCUUCCUCCGUGCAAUCAUUGCUGAGGAAUGCGGGAAAGAAAGCUUCACAGCCGUGGUCAUCACAGGAAUCCUACCCGAGCACAUCACCUUUCUGAAACAGGAUUUUGAAGUGUGGACCAGAGAGCUAGCUCACAUAUAUCACUAUUACAUUCAUGGAAUCAAUGGAAACAUCUUCACAAACCCAGGCCCUCGUCCUGAAAUUGACAUUCAGAUCACUCUGCGGGAGAAGUCCCCAAGAUGUCCCCGUGCGAUCAAUCUUAGGGAAGUUGACGAUGACAUGCAGACUCUGUACAUAAACUCUGCUAAAGACACGUUUGAGUUUAAGGCCUCCACUAAAGACAGUGGCAUUGUGGAGGGAGUCAUGCGCUAUCAUCCCUUCCUCUUUGACAGAGAGACUUACCCUACAGACCCCUUGGCUGUGCAAGAUGCUGAUGAUGAUGAUGAUGAUUACGAUAAUGAGUCUGGAGAACUGCAUCAGGCCAGAGGGAAAAGGCCAAUAUUUGAAUGUUUCUGGAAUGGACGGUGCAUUCCCUACACCGCAGUGUCUGAGUUCGACUGGUGUUCUCGGGGUAAAGGAGCAAAGUUGCCCGCAGAGUGUUACCGGCGGGUUUCAGGGGUGCUUUUCACUGACGACAGAUUCCAGGUCAGCACGAACAAGCUCACCUUCAUGGACCUGGAGCUGAAACUGAAGGAGAAGGACACUAUCUUCACACGUGUUGUUAAUGGACAGUGUCCACAGGAAGAGAACAGUUCUGCAGGUCCCUCCUUCCCUGAUCAAGUGAGCGAGAGUGUAACAGAGACAAAAGAUCAGUCAAAGAGAGCAGGUCCGCUACCAGAUCCCUCCCCAAUCAAGAAACAAAGAGGUAACAUUCAAAAGGAGUUCACACAGUGGCUUCAAAGCUGUCACGAGAAGUGGGACAAGCAAAUAAAGUUCCUGGGCUACAAGUCGACCGUAACUCGAACAGAUGUGCCUACUAAGAAGAUGCAGCAACCCUGGGGGACGUUUUCCUCCAUCGAAUGGGACGGAAAAAAGUACAAAACAGGCCAACUCAUGAGGUCUCAGAAAACGCUUCCCAUUUUAUAUGGUACCGUGGUUCAGUUUUUCCUGUUUGGAAAUUAUAAAGGCGAUGUCUUUGCUACAGGAGGACAGGUUGAAGUGUCUCUGGAACCCAGAGCACUUCAUGGCAAGACAAAGAUCAUACCAAUUUCCAAGAUUGACAAGACUGCUACUGAUGAAGCCAUCAAGAAAAACAUUGAGAUUGCCUCUGCCAAACUUCCGGAGAAACUGAAAGUGCACUGGCCAGAUAGCAACCCUUGGCCACAGAACGCCGUUCGUCCGGCUGGGACUCUGUUGGGACCAGUUAAAGUCGAAAUUCUAAACAGGAACGGAGAUUCGUUAUCCAGGAUGCCAUCAGUGGGCCAGGGACAAGGGAAAAAACUGGUGGUUCAACUCAAAAUCGUCCAACACGGGGCUAAAGCAGACAAGGAGGUUGUCUCUUUUACUGCCGAACAUUUAGUGAAGUAUUCUGGAUUCUGGUUCAAAAAAAUUGAGAUUCUGCGUGACCUGGGGGAGUAUACGCUGUCUCUGCACACUAUGAUAUCUGAAAGUAGUUCUACCGUCUUUGGAGGCACCGAGCUUCCAAGUUACAAACUCAAUUUCACCAUCAAAGAGGGAAGUGCUGUGAGUUUCGUUAUCGGUUCAGUGAGCCCCAGCCUCAGUGUAGGAGUGCCAUUUGACAUCCCUCUGCUGAUUAAAGAUGGUUAUGGCCACCCAGCGAUGCCUCCUCCUAAUCUCACACCUUUACUCCAGUGCAGUGGCCUGGAGCUGAGUUACGAGAAAGUGGACAGCAGUGGGACCACGUUCACCAUCAAAAGUGUCAAAGCAAGAGGAAAAAUCCUGACUCACCAAAAAUCAAAGCCAUACGACUUGAAAGUGACCCUGCCUGGCAUGAAAGGAGAUACACAGAGUCACAGCAUUGUUGUUCUUCCUGGUAAUCCGCACUCCCUCCAUGUGACCCCAGAAGACAACCCGAUGACGGUAGAGAACGGAAACCCUGUCAGAUUUAAUGUUGAAAUUCACGAUGAGGCUGGAAACAUCACCGCUCACACCAAACAGAUAGUUCGCUGUGAGGUUGAGGGGCUUCCACUGGUGUCAACUGACUGCAGUAGCACAGGAGCUGGACAGCUUGUGACGAAGCCCAUAAAACUGAAAAUAAUCAAACAAGAGCCACAGACGCUCAGAGUUAAAUUUGAGAUGCCUAGUAAGAAGAAUGUUGCGUCGGUUGUGAGGGAGCUGAAGGUGGUCCCCAGCACAAGGGUCUUCUCCAUUGAGCUCUGCAGUCAGGACGAUGAGAAUCUGGUGCUGCGGAACGAGGAAAAGAUUGAAUGGCUUGCUGGAGGCUUGAUGGAGAACCUGUUCUAUAGGCUGUACGAUGAGGCUGGUAGAGAGGUACCUCUCACCACUGAAAUUGCCUCCAAGAUCAAGGUUAACUGGACAGGAGAUGUAAAUCUGGAAGAUUUGAUCCAGGGGAAGCUGCCUGAUGUACAGGUGCCCACGCAGGUGCACGAAGUGCGCUUCUACCAGGUGUCCUACCAAGACCAGAGUGUGUCCGUGUCCUUUAACAUAGUACCUCGUCCGGAUGAACCAACACGGCUGAAAGCGACUCUGCUCCAAAGCAAAGUGAUGCUGGGUGAAACCCUACCGGAAGUCACCCUGGAGCUUGUGGACCAGUAUGACAAUGUAACCAAGACCCUUACUCCUGCCUGUGUGAACCAUAUGAGUGUGGACGCUGAUGGUCUGGUCAAGUCAGCCGUCUUUACAUGGCAGAAAAGCAGCGAUUCUGUUCUUGUAACGGGGGUUCAGUUCCAGUCCGGGACUCCUGGCUCCAGAGAGAUCUGCUUCACUUACAGGAGCUAUGUGGAGCGAGUCAAAGUUGACGUGAACGCUGGAGUCCCUGCACAGCUUAAACUAGUCAGUGAGCCAGAGAAGCCUUUGCGGGUGUUGAAUGACCACGGCAUCCCCACACCGUUCCUCGUCCAACUGUGUGACAAGUGGGGAAACCCCUCUCCAGACCAGAGGGUUGUGGUAGAACUGAAGUCUUCACCCCCGACACUGAAGGUGACGACAGCUGCAAUUUCAAAACCUGUGAACGCAGAAGGGAAAGCCUCUUUCACUGUCACUAGUGUGAGCGGACCAAAGGGGUACUAUCAGCUGGAGUUUAAGGGGUCCUUGAACAUGAAACCCAUCCCUGGUCCAUCAGUGAUUCUCACUGUCAUCCCUGAUCCCAACAAACCUGUCAGCCUGUCAGUGGUGUAUGACACCAGUGCCAGGUUUCCUGCCGGAGACAAAUUCCCAGCGUUCUCUGUAACCGUGGUGUCCGAUGAAGGAAGCCCUAUAACAACUUUCAACCCUGCUGCGGUGACCAUGUUUCUGUGGAAGGGAGGACCAGUGGUAGAAAGUCCUCCACAAACAGCUACUGAGCUGAAGUGUAGUAAACCCAUGGAGAAUGAGAACAAUCACUGUUUUCACUUCAGAGAUAAAGAGAUCCCAGAAGAUGCUGGAAAGCACAUCAUCCAGUUUUCUCUUCGUGUAAACAAAACAAAAGUCCUGUUCAGUGAUCAGAUUACUAUAAAUGUGGAGCCCAAUCAACCUGUCAAACUGAGACCCGACUCUCAGCCGCCAGCCCCAGUUGUUUCCUACAGUAAGGAUAUUGCCCGCCGAACCUUGGUGGAGAAUAUGACUCUGAGGAUAAUGGAUUUACAUGGAAACCCAACGGGGCAGGACCUGAAUGGGAAGGUGAAGGUUUCUAUAACAACUUCUAGUGGAGACAACAACAACAACAACAACAAACUCCCUCUGUUUGAAGGCAGUGUCAACAGCUUUCAGUUUAGCUUGGUAGAAGGAAAAGCCCACAUCAGUAGACUGGCUGUCAUGGAGAACAGCCCUGGUGAAGAUGGCACUUUAUACAUCCUCCUCUUCAAACCUGAAGUGUCGUCGGCUUCCACAUCCCUGGAUCCUUUUGAGCUCAUCUUCUAUUUUUGCAAUGAUGGGGAGAACCAACAGAAAAUGUCCCAGCUAAACAAGAAGAAAUCUGAGCUCAGUGCUGCUGUUGCUGCAUAUAAAAACACCUUUGAUAGCUCUCGACAACUUUUUAAAAUGCUGAACGAUUAUUACCAUGAUGCAUGUAAAAAAGAGGCUGACCAGAGAAAUGCGCUGGGACUAACAAAACCUGCAUCUAUCCCAGAUAUUAACAGAAUGCUAGAAGAGAAGUCAGCCGAAGCCAACAGAAUCCUGAACAUGCCCAGAAGAGUCUGCUCCAUCCCUGAUCACUUCAAGGGGCAGCAGGAUGUUUUAGGAAUGGUUGGCCACCUGGCGUUUGUGCAGGACAGUGAUGCUGCGAGGGUUAUCUCCUGGCACAUCAGGGGUGACAUGGAUUGUGUCAUCACCAAAACGACAGCAGCAGCACGGAGGAUUUAUGACUACACCCAAGGCAGGCAGCAGGUCAUGGCCCUUGACAGUGUGUAUGUGCCACCAGGCGACAGGCCGCUGCCACACAUAAGAAAUGGCCACAUGCUCUUUGAUCCCCCUGGGAACCCAAUCUACGCCAGAACACUCCUGAUUUACCCCCAGGACCAGGAGUACUGUAACACCGUGUUUAAAAACCUCCUUGGAGAUACUAUCCUGAUAGACGACCUGGACUCUGCUAACAACUACAGGAAGGCGGUCGUGCAGAAUAAGACCCAGUGUCCCACCAUCCUGACCAGGCAGGGGGACAGGAUCAGUUCCAGAGGGAAGUUUGGAGGCGCACAGAACAAAGCCCCGCCGAUUAACACACUGCAAGUGUUUGGAGCCCCCUGCCCACAGGAAUACUACACUCUUAAGGGACAAAUAGACCAGCUCAGUCACUACCGCUUAACUUUGCAGAAGAAGGAGAGGUCAGCGAAGGACCGUGAAGAACACUUACAGAACAUGUCGUCGCCUGAAACCAAAAAAAACCAACAAGAAAUGCAGGCGAAACAAAGACAGCUGGAGGAGAUCGAAAGGCUACAUGUGUCUACUCCAGUAAGACCAACAAAACGGGGUCCCGGGAAUGCUGGCGAGCCAUCCGGCAUCAUUCCAAAGAGAGGAAGACAGAGUUUCACAUAAGAAGAGGACGACUCUGACCUGAGAGUUUGAUCAUGAGUCUCUUUGAUUGUUUUAGUUUUUUAAGUUGUUGUUGUUAUUAAUUUUAAUUGUACAGAUUUGUUUUCUUAUGUUUUAAUAUUUCAUUUUUGUUAUAAUCACAAUUUAUGACAAGCAUGAUAUACCUCAAAGAAUGUAUGUUAAAAAGAAAUACAUAUUUACCAAGA
Dicentrarchus labrax (European seabass) is the source of this 6462-nucleotide messenger RNA. It is a transcript of the gene smchd1, whose product is annotated as structural maintenance of chromosomes flexible hinge domain containing 1. The record is from RefSeq and is a predicted model, not a curated record. Gene Ontology annotation, cellular component: chromosome. Gene Ontology annotation, biological process: double-strand break repair; chromosome organization. Lineage: Eukaryota; Metazoa; Chordata; Actinopteri; Moronidae. Gene Ontology annotation, molecular function: ATP binding; protein binding.